AUGCAUUCUCCUCCUCCAGCUCUCUUCCUCACCCUUCUACACCUUUCGAUUCUUAUCAGGUCGGUAGCUGCGCAACAGUCUACCUACUGGCUCGCCAACAAGCCGAAUGUUGGUAAAGUCGCGUUUCAAGAUCCAACUUAUCCGGUGUUUCGAAAUAUCAAAGACUAUGGCGCCAUUGGAGACGGGCUACAUGACGAUUCUGACGCUAUCAACCGAGCCAUCGCAGCUCCUGGGAAUCGCUGUGGCGGGGGGAAUGCAACAUAUGGAUCGUUUUGCCAGUCCUCAACAGUCACACCGGCCCUCGUCUAUUUCCCGCCAGGAACCUAUAAUGUGUCGAAACCUUUGAUCAUGUACUACUUCACGCAGAUGGUAGGAGAUGCUGUCAACCCGCCCACCAUCCGAGUCAGUUCCAAUUUCACCAAUAUCGUGGGGUUGGCUGUAUUUGAUGCAGAUAUCUACAUCCCGUCCGGCAGCGGUGCCGAGUGGUACGCCAACCAAAACAACUUCUACCGUCAAGUUCGCAACUUUAUCAUCGACAUGACAAGCGCACCCUUGAAGACAGCUGGCAUUCAUUGGCAGGUAGCUCAAGCCACGAGUCUGCAGAACAUUGUCAUCAACAUGGUGCCGAAAGACGUGGUCAACAAUCAACAACAAGGCAUAUAUAUGGAGAAUGGAUCGGGAGGCUUUUUCUCCGACAUGGUCAUCACCGGCGGCUCCAUCGGGGCUUACCUUGGAAAUCAGCAGUUCACGACGCGCAAGAUCCAAUUCGAUGGCUGUUCAACGGCAAUCAAAAUGAACUUCGACUGGGUGUGGUUGUUCAGCCAGAUCACCAUUACGAAUUCCGAUGUCGGGAUUGAUAUGACUAGUGGCGGUUUCUCCAACCUCGCUGUCGGCUCGCUUGUCCUGAUCGACAGCGUGAUAUCUGCGACCCAGGGUAUUCUCACGCCUUAUGCGCCUGGCUUCAGUUCGCCACAAGCGGCGGGAACUUUAGUCAUUGAAAAAGUUGACUUCACGGGCAGCGAGGUCGCCAUUUCGGCCGCAGGUGGGACUCAAGCGAGGACGGUUCUUGCUGGUCAACAGUAUGUCGACCUCUGGGCGCAGGGAAAUGCUUGGACAACGGCGGGCGCAGCUCUGAAUGGCCAAUACUUCAACGGCACGAGUUGCACCUAUCAGAAUGCGAGUCAGACCGCCUACACUGCUCAAGAAACGACGAUACAACGAGCGCUGGCCCCGAUUCCUCGACCCUCGGCGCUGGUCGACAGUAACGGACAAUAUGUGUACCGCGUCAAACCACAAUACGAGACCCUCCAAUGGGCGACAGGAUUUCUCAGUGCUAAAGCCAAUGGGCUUCUGGGUGACGGUUCUACAGAUGAUACGGUUGCGAUGCAGGCACUCUUCAAUCUUGCCCAUACGACAGGGAGAGUCGUCUACUUUGACAGGGGAGCUUACAUAGUUUCAUCCACCAUCAACGUUCCGACGGAUAUCAAAAUCACCGGCGAACUUUACAGCAUCAUCAUGGCUACGGGACCGUUCUUCGGCGACCAAUUGAACCCACAGCCAAUGUGGAAAAUAGGCAAUCCUGGUGAUGUCGGCACGGUCGAAAUCUCAGAUAUCAUCUUCGAAGUCAAAGGACCGUGUCCGGGAGCCAUCAUUGUGGAGUGGAACAUCAAGGCCGCCGGGCCGGCGCUGGCUGGUAUGUGGGAUGCCCACUGGCGUAUCGGCGGGUCAGCAGGGACAAACUUGCAACAGGAUGUCUGUAUAAAGACCCCGGCGACGCCAAUUGCAGGAUCGAACCCUGUCUUGACGAACUGCAUCGGCGCAUAUCUGCUGUUGCAUGUUACAAGCCAGGCUGACGGCUACUUUGAAAACACUUGGGGAUGGGUGGCGGAUCACGAGUUGGACAUGGCCGAUCGGCAGCAAAUUUAUAUCUUCAACAAAGGUGGUUUCCUUUUUGAAUCACAGGGCCCCGUGUGGCUCUACGGCACCGCGGCCGAACACUCGGUCAUGUACGACUACCAAUUCGUCAACGCGAAGGACGUCUUCAUGGGCCACAUCCAACACGAAACGGCGUACUUCCAGGGCAAUCCCAACGCGCUGGCGCCCUUCACGCCACAAGCAUCGUGGCAUGAUCCGGAUUACUCGGAUUGCGUGCAAACCAACUGCGCUCGCACUUGGGGUCUCCGUAUCGUCAACUCCAGCUCGAUCUUCAUGUACGGCGGGGGGCUGUACAACUUCUUCGAGAACUGGAACACGCAGGCAUGUUUGGGCACGGAGAGCUGCCAGGAGAGGAUGGUGGACUUUCGCAAUUCGACGGACGUCUAUCUCUGGGCCCUGAGCACGAAGGGAUCACAGUUCAUGAUUAGUUACGAGGGAACGGACGUGGUGCCGUACAGUGUGAACAAGGCGAAUUUCUGUGAGACGAUUGUGCUCUUUGAGCUGGCGAGCGAACAGUAGUCAAGCAAAGAUUUGGAAGCGGCAUGAUUAAGGGAGGUAGGGGAUAUGACGGGAUGAGAAAUGCGAAGCGGG
Messenger RNA from Cladophialophora immunda, 2526 nucleotides. RefSeq lists its product as uncharacterized. The coding region runs from base 1 to 2454 and encodes 817 amino acids. NCBI's taxonomy places the organism in Eukaryota, Fungi, Ascomycota, Eurotiomycetes, Chaetothyriales, Herpotrichiellaceae. The transcript is spliced from 4 exons. Gene Ontology annotation, molecular function: polygalacturonase activity. The record is from RefSeq and is a predicted model, not a curated record.